ACUGCUGCAGAUGCCCCAAUGGAGACCGAAGGAACGCAAGAACAGAGGAGACGAACUCGUGGGCCAUCUAGAUGCAUUUUCUUUGACAAGCUAAGGAAGAACGGGAAAGUGCAGUUGAAGAUAAACGAUGGUGAGACAGCCCCAUGUUGUGAACACGCUUCUAUGUUCACAACACGAGUAUCGUGGAUUGUGAAACAAUACUGUGACAUGAGUUACAAGCGUUGGUCGGAUGUGCCACCAGCGAUUAAAGAGGAGCUCAUUGACCGUGUUCGGAGUGACUUUGUGUUGGACUGGGAUCGCGAAAACCACCGAUUGACGGUGACAAAGGCCUUACGUAAGCGCUUCAACUCCUUCCACCAUGACUUGCACAAGAUUUAUGAAUCCUAUGGAAGCCAUGCAGAAGCGUUGGCUAAUGGAACUAGUCUGGUGGACCCCAUUGUAUGGGUAAAGUUGUGUGAAAGGUGGGGCAGCGAUGCCUUCAAGAAAAUUUCAGCUCAAAAUCGGGAGAACCGAAACAAGCAAGCCAUUAAUCACACAUCAGGACGUAAAUCAUUCGUCCGAUUACUUGAGCAUUGCAAUGAGAAUGGGAAUUUGGUCGACUUCUACAAAGAGACGCGUUGGUCGAAGAAAAAGAAUGCAUUUGUCACUGAUGCUACAGAAAGUACUUAUAAGGAGAUGCAAGGUAGGUUGAUGCACAAUGAAAUCGUAUAA
Juglans regia (Persian walnut) is the source of this 711-nucleotide messenger RNA. RefSeq lists its product as uncharacterized. The record is from RefSeq and is a predicted model, not a curated record. The transcript has 6 exons. Lineage: Eukaryota; Viridiplantae; Streptophyta; Magnoliopsida; Fagales; Juglandaceae. Bases 19 to 711 code for a protein of 230 amino acids.